AUGUCCAAUAUCAUCUACCUCGCCGUUUUCGCCAUGGUCGCUGCUCUCGCUUCAGCUCAAUACAUCGACCCUUUGUUGGUGCCUCCUCCAGUUAUCCCUCCCGUGGCUCCGAUUCUCCCUCCCGUGGAUCCCAUUCUCCCUGUCGACCCCAUCGUCCAACCGUAUGGCACUGGACUGGGCUAUGGACGUGCGGGUCGUAUCAUCGCCGCUGAACGCGCCAUCGAAGACGCGGCCAUUCUCAACGCCGAAGCUUCCGCUCUCGUAUAA
This is a messenger RNA of Bursaphelenchus xylophilus (pine wood nematode), 267 nucleotides long. Lineage: Eukaryota; Metazoa; Nematoda; Chromadorea; Rhabditida; Aphelenchoididae. The record is from the annotation of a GenBank genome assembly.